This is a messenger RNA of Poecilia reticulata (guppy), 1235 nucleotides long. NCBI's taxonomy places the organism in Eukaryota, Metazoa, Chordata, Actinopteri, Cyprinodontiformes, Poeciliidae. The record is from RefSeq and is a predicted model, not a curated record.
GGGCCGACAGAAAAAGAAAGGGAGAAGUAUUAGGUUUCCCAUUUUGAUUCAGAAGCUCAAUUCGUUGUUUGGAAUCUAGAAAAUAGGGAGAAAGGAGCAGGAAAGAGGAGAUGAUAGGUGGGAAUCUGAGCUGCUGACAGCUGGUUUUUGUUCCUCCUUUCUUCACCCCUCUUUCAUUCCCUCUUUACAACAUCAUCGCUGUGUAUUGGUGAGAAGCCAUAGAGUAAAAUAUCAGGUUUUUAGACCCUUUGAUGUCUUUCAGAAUGAGUGCAGGAUGUGAUCAGAGACACCACCUGACUCUUUUUUUUUUUUUUUCCACUGGCGCCAGCUUCUGAAAUCUGAAAUCUCAAACUUUACUCUCUUCCUGUGACGUCUGGCCCACCGCAUCCGGAUCUGACUUCACAAGAUGCUGACAUACUUGCAGUUAAACCGUUUUCCUGUCGAAUUUUCAGUUCACACUUGCACGCACACGCAUGAUCUUUGUACCUGCACGAUAAAUAAUUACAGACCAUGGUAGGCUACUGUCCAAUUUGUGGAAAGCCUGUCUACUUUGGGGAGAAGAAGAGGUCCUUAGGGAGGGACUACCAUCCUCUAUGCCUGAAGUGCCAGAGGUGCAACAGACAGUUGACAGCUGGCCAGCAUGCUGAGUACGACGAGAAGCCGUACUGCACACACUGCUACAUGAAGAUUUUUGGCCCGAGAUGUACACUUUCAGGCAACAGGUGAAGGAUGUCUCCACAGGAGCAGGAGUGGCGCGUGGUCUUCAUCGCCCAAAACCAGACGGAAGCACAACUAGUAAAUACUGACAUCUAAGACGAGGCAGCUGCAAAGCCACAAAAUGUAGAGGCUUUAAUGAUUAAACAACGACGAGCGUAAUUCUAAUUAUUGUUCUCUUUAGGAAUUGAAUAUCUAUGAAUAAGGGAUGGUUACUUGAGUUUUAUCAUACUGAUUGUAAAUUUUAACGGGUUUUUUUGCCUUACAUUUUUAGAGCUUUGCGACUGUAAUUUUUUUUUUUGUAUCUGCAAUGAUAUUUUUGGUUUUGCAAUCACAAGUCAAUAAUGCUGUGCAAACUAUUCAUAUAUCCACAAACCUCAAUGUAUUUUAUUAGAUUUAAUGUGAGGGACCAACACACAGUAGUAUAUAAUGGUAAAGAUGAAUAGAAAUUACACGCUGUUUUUGUGUAAUUUAUAAAAAUGUAAUAAAAAUGUGGAAAUAAAGUCCUAUAUGCAACACUU